GGACCGUAAGAAGGUAAAUCAAUCUAUAGUGCUCAUAGCUGACCAGCUCAAAUCAAGAAUGAUGAGAUUCAAACGCGUGACCUUGUGGUUACAAGUUUGUAUCUUUCACUAACUUGAUUGGGGUUAUCUUUCUUAUCCCCUCUAGGUACUCAUAUUUGAGUGUAUAUAAGUAGGUUGUGUGACACUUGAUAAACCAUCAAAAAUUAAAGAGCAAACCAUGAAGAAGACUAACCUCUUCUUGACACUAUUCCUUGCUGUUUUCUCUUUGGGAGUGGUAGCCCAAGGGCUGAACAACCCAAAAUGCAAGGCUCAAGAAAAGGGAUCCACCCUGCAAGUCCUCCAUGUUUACAGCCCUUGCUCACCAUUCAGGCCACCUAAAUCUUCACUCUCAUGGGAGGACACCGUGCUCCAAAUGCAGACCAAGGACGAGGCGCGGCUGCUGUACCUGGACAGCCUCGUCGCCAAAAAAUCCGUUGUGCCGAUAGCCUCCGCCCGGCAGAUUACCCAGAGCCCGACGUACAUUGUCAGGGCUAACAUCGGAACGCCGCCGCAGACCUUGCUGUUGGCCAUGGAUACUAGCAAUGAUGCUGCCUGGGUUCCUUGCUCUGGCUGCGUUGGCUGCCCUUCUUCUUCAGCCUUCUUUGAUCAGUCCAAAUCCACCACUUUCCAGGAUGUUGCCUGUGGAGCUCCUCAGUGCAGCCAGGUGCCGAACCCCGCGUGUGAAGGUAACGUGUGUGGAUUCAACCUCACCUACGGCGGUUCCACUAUAGCGGCGAACCUCUCGCAAGACACGGUGACCUUCGCCGCCGACUCCGUCGCCGGAUACACUUUCGGCUGCAUUCUAAGGGCCACCGGAAGCUCAGUACCACCGCAGGGUCUGUUGGGCCUCGGCCGCGGUCCAUUAUCGCUACUGUCCCAAACCCAAAGCCUCUACCAGUCCACAUUCUCAUACUGCCUGCCGAAUUACAAGUCUCCAAACUUCACCGGUUCGCUGCGACUCGGCCCGGUCGGCCAGCCCAAGCGCAUUAAGUUCACCCCGUUGCUCAAAAACCCUCGCCGGCCGUCGUUGUACUACGUCAACUUGAUCGGAAUUAAAGUCGGCCGGGGACUAGUUAACAUCCCUCCGGGUUCCUUCACCUUUGAUCCGGCCACCGGCGCAGGGACCAUCAUUGAUUCCGGCACGGUGUUCACGCGGCUUGUCCAGCCGGCGUACGAAGCGGUCCGAGACGAAUUCCGGCGGCGGAUGGGGCCGAACGCGACGGUGUCGUCAUUGGGCGGGUUCGACACGUGUUACACCGUCCCGGUAACGAUACCGAGCUUAACGUUCAUGUUCGCCGGGAUGAACGUGACGCUGCCGCCGGACAACUUCCUCAUCCACAGCUCCUCCGGCAGCACCACCUGCCUGGCCAUGUCCGGCGCCCCCGCCCUCAACGUCAUCGCCAACCUGCAGCAGCAGAACCACCGCAUCCUGUUCGACAUCCCAAACUCCAGGCUAGGCGUUGCCCGCGAACCUUGCAGCUAGAAUUCCGGCCCGUUCUUCAAUCAAUUUACUAAUUAAUAAUUAUCUAUAGUUAAUUAGUGAUUAAUUAGCGGGCAAUUAGUUGAGGAAACCUAUGAUCUUCGGUAUGCAGUUCUUGGUCUUUUUGCGGUACACCUCUUUUGAGUGAGAUAGAUGACUUGGAGAUUUAAGGUUGUUUCAUACUCAAAGUCAAGGAUCGAAUCACUAACCUUUGAUUAAGGAUGAAUGAGUCUCUUUCACUCAAUCACGCUAUCAAGGUUAUAAUCUUCAGUGUGUGAUUACUAGUUGCUGGUCGACUGACCAAGAAAAUUAGUAGUUUUCAGUGUUUGAUUUCUAAUUAUUGGUCUAUGGAUAGAAAAAAUUUGUAACAUUUUUAGUGUGUGAUUGCUAAUUGAUUGGUCGAUAAAACUUAUGAUCGGACCAAAAAUUAGCGAGGUGGUCACGGGCGCAAAAGAGCGUUGUGUCCCCUAUGAUGUGUUAUUGUUUUUUGGGAUUUUUUUUUUCUUGUCUUUUUGUUUGAUUGAUGAUAAUUCUGAUUUCUUGUCAAAUGUAUGUGUGAAUGUGUGAGGAAUUGUGGGGUUUUUGUUGGGUUUUGUCUGCUGCCAUUGAUCCAAUAGCGCUGAUUAAGGUACCGAGUCACGGGUUGCAAUUUCAGAUCUGUUUUGUCA
Ipomoea nil (Japanese morning glory) is the source of this 2187-nucleotide messenger RNA. Its product is annotated as aspartyl protease AED3-like. Gene Ontology annotation, biological process: proteolysis. The record is from RefSeq and is a predicted model, not a curated record. NCBI's taxonomy places the organism in Eukaryota, Viridiplantae, Streptophyta, Magnoliopsida, Solanales, Convolvulaceae. The coding region runs from base 218 to 1522 and encodes 434 amino acids. Gene Ontology annotation, molecular function: aspartic-type endopeptidase activity. The transcript has 3 exons.